AGAAAUUUUUAUAUAAAGUGUAUAAAUUGUUAGAUAAAUGAUUCGAUUUGUUGUUUGAUUAGAAAGACUGGAUUUUUUCAAAAAUUUUGAAUGCGCUAUUGGGUAUUUUUAUUAUUUUGAACAAAUAUUGUUAAAUAUUAUAGAUGUUUUUUACACCUAUUUUAUUGGCUGCCGGUCGUGCAGGUUGGCGCCCAAGAAGUCUUGGCGUACCUGGAAAGCAAUGGAUAGGUAAAAAUCGUCGUGUGCGACAUGAGAGCUCUGGAAUGCGUAAAACGAAAAGAAACUUGGAACUUAGAAUCGCAGGUGUCGAGUCAAUGAUUGCGUUUCCUUAUUUAACAAGAGAAGAAGCCGCGAUGCCAGAAAAGCUAGAACAACAGAUAGCUGAUCAAAAGCGCCGUAUUUGGCAGAAAAGACAUUUGGGUCCUGAUGUAUUUGGACUGGGUUUGGGAAAACCAAGUGUUCUUGAUCAUCUAAAGGUUUCGGAUACUAGGCGCUACAAUAGUAAAAAUCAGAAAUAAAAAUUUUAUUCCAAUAAAAUUAAAAAAUUCAAAUGAAUUCGUAUAACUUGGGCGCUAUUCCGUCGAUUGGAAGGACUGGCGUAGUUGACAGGCAUUUCCCUAUGAGUCUUGUACUAAUGCACUGUAAUUAGAAAAUAUAUUUUUAUAUAUAAAAAAAUAUAUAGAGAUUUAAA
Molecule: messenger RNA, 691 nt
Organism: Hydra vulgaris (swiftwater hydra)
Lineage: Eukaryota; Metazoa; Cnidaria; Hydrozoa; Anthoathecata; Hydridae
Cellular component (GO): mitochondrial ribosome
Source: RefSeq, a predicted model, not a curated record